Messenger RNA from Linum tenue, 209 nucleotides. The record is from the annotation of a GenBank genome assembly. Lineage: Eukaryota; Viridiplantae; Streptophyta; Magnoliopsida; Malpighiales; Linaceae.
AUUACAACUUGCGACUGCAGAAUAGAGAGUAUUAUGCCAUGAAGAACAAAGAAUCAUAUGAUCCCAUUUCUCUUGAAAGCAUUCAUUCUGAUAUUACUACUGAGUGGUUGAUAGAAGAGAAUGAAGGGGCAUCUUCUAAAGACAAGGAAUUGGAUAUUGAUGAGCUCGAUCGAGCACUUGCAGAGGAAGUUAGUGAUGAAGAAGAUGAA